This is a messenger RNA of Acanthamoeba castellanii str. Neff, 528 nucleotides long. RefSeq lists its product as uncharacterized. NCBI's taxonomy places the organism in Eukaryota, Discosea, Longamoebia, Acanthamoebidae. The coding region runs from base 1 to 528 and encodes 175 amino acids. The record is from RefSeq and is a predicted model, not a curated record. The transcript has 4 exons.
AUGGAGGCCCCAAAGACGCAAGUGUGCGGGCACUGGUGUGUGGUGAUCGACGAGGACAAGCGCCUGUGGAAGGACCUGCUGUGGCGCGACUUUCGGUGGCGCAAGGACCGCCACCGCGGCAAGGGGCGGAAGAAGAAGAACCAGCUCCGCGAGAAGUGCGUCUACCAGAAGCGCUACGCCGAGCUCAGCCACCAGCGCAGGCAGGCCGAGCUGAAGGAGGCCAAGCGGCGACUCGUCCAUCAGGACAGAGUCAUCAAGACCGCCCACAUCUUGCCUGGGGCUGGACGUGGCGGGCAAUGGGACGGAGAGGAGGUGGAACACCACAAGUACUGGCUGGCGCACUACCCGCAGCUGCUCUCCGUGUCGACGCCCGACGACUUCGCCCGCACGCGCCACCUGAAGACUGUGGCCUCCAAGCUCAAAUUGGCCCGCGAGACGCCAUCGGGCACCCUCAGCGCCACCGCAGCCCACACCACCUACGCCGCCUAUCUGCAGAGUCUCGCCGAGCCGCGGCCAAGCCCGAUUUGA